AUGAUCCCCCGCAAACCGAUGACAAGCUUCUACGAGGCCAUUCGAUGCUUCCUCGAGCACCCCCAUGACGAUACGGGAAGCGCUGACUUUGGUUUUCAAUUCAGCCUGUACGUCGAACCUCCUUUCGAAACAAGGAUUGGUGAUAAAAUCGGGGAUGACGGGUGGCGGCCGCACCCGCUAUGCUUGCACCCGCCAUCGACCGACAGUUCCAGAGCGUUGGUCAUUCGUAUCAUCAAGGGGGAAUCAGAGAUGGGCGGUGCUAAGGUGAAAAUAGAUCCUGCACGCCAACAACAAGCCAUAGAUAUGGUGGAAACCUUGAGCAGAGACUUGGACCUGGACCAUGUGUAUUGUUUGAAUUUAAUCAGGGCUGCAAGUGCUGAAGAUGUCCGCAAGUGGGUGGAGCAAAAGAUGGGAAGAAGAGGACGGCAAAGAAAAGGGACAGAAGGGGCAAAGGAAGGAAAUAUGCGAAGCGACAUGUACCGAUCGUCACUCGUAGGCUUGCAUGGUGUCCAGAGCAGCAUGAUAACGGAAUCCUCGCACCACGAUCUGGAGGCCACCGCCCGCUCCCUCUUUUUCAUCGAGAAACGCGCCGCCCUGAACGCCUUGCUGGAACUAGUCCAGGCCCGCAUCGGCAUGGGACUUAUGGAAGCGAAACAGCACGCGGUGAUGGUGGCGACGGACAGUCUUAUUGCCCAGGGACUGCCCUCGGUCCUGAUGGAGCGGAUAUCGAAGAUUACAAGGGACAUACGCUGCCGGGGGCGGUCGGCAGCGGAGACGGAAUUUGAAAUAGAGCGCCAGAAAGCAGCCGACUGCCUGUUUUUCCUCUUUUACCAGACGCAGAUACUACCCUCGGAGCUUCUCUCUCUCCCGGCCUUCCCCCAGGAGGGCGUCGCAGCCACAGGCCUCCCGACCCUUCCGUCCUCACUGCCUCCUGCGUCCCACCCCUCCCCGGUCACACUCAUCGGACUCGUUAAGCUGCUGACGGAGGAUAUGAAAGGCAGGUUCAGCGUGGUGGCGGUGGGUGAAGAACAGGAGAAGAGCAGGGAGGAACGGGCGGUGUUGAAGACCCUGUCGACCCUGCUGAUGACCCUUGUCACAUGUCUGAUGACGCUCGACGGGCUGGCCGCGCACCCGGACGCCCGAGCAGGCCAACAAGAACUGACAGAGAGGGGGAGGAUGGAGGGCGAACGCAAUGCCUUGUUGUUGUACUUGGAGGAGGAGGGGGGCUUGCGUGCGGCGACGGAGGCGAAACAGGCGUACGAGAAAGCGUACAGGACGGCCCAUGCCACGCAUCCCACGCUUCCUGCGGCGGUACGAGAAACAUUGAAAGAGAAGGAAAAAGCUUUCAAAGACACCCAGGCUCGAAUUUCCGAGACCCUGAGCGGGCUCCGAGGGGAGAUAGAGGGGGGGUGGGCGCAUGCCGGCAUCCACGCGGUCGUCCUCCUGGCCUGGGGGGCCUUCUUCCGGGACCAGGCGCUGUCGGAGCGCCUUGGCUAUGUCCAGGAUCCUCGCACGCUUCCAGAACUUCGGAAAGAAUUGCUCACGCAAGCGGUGGGCCAAGCUGUCUUCCCUUUCCUGGAACGAGGGAUGGUGGCCUGCUGGCGCCGCCCGGGGCAGGAAGACAUUCAGAUGUUUUUCCUCGACUGCGUGGGAGAGUUGGUAGGCGGCUAUUUGAGAGAGGGUCAAGGGAUCCUGGUGCGAAGGCUGGUGGAUUUUGCUCGGGGGGAGGCGGCCGGAGACGCCAUGGGAUACAGGAGAGCGGCCGUGGAAGGGUUGGUCUCCCUCGUGGUGCGACUGGGCGAGAGCCACCCGGCGGUGGGGGAGCGUCUACUGUGGACUCGAGCGGGGGGGCGGGACGGCGGUGAACUGGAGCCCGUGCAAUUCGUGAAGGACCUGUCGGAGUUGAUCAAGAACGAGACGCAGGCACCGUUGCGGAGCGCGUGGAUUCGUUUGGUGGGGGCCAUGACCGUUUCCUCCAACGAGGAGUGCAAGGCCGCCACCAUGGAUUUCCUCGUCGACUAUUCUCCCUUCCUUUCCCUCCAGACGCGCCAGAACCGGGACGUGCUUACAUACGUGCUGGAAGAUAGUCUCCAGCGGGCGCAGCAGAACCAACCCGUACACCGUGCUUCCCUCCUGGGUGUCCUCCUUCUGGUCGAACGCCUCACUUCGCCCACCCUCGCCCUCGACCCCGACCUGGCCUACGUCAGCCACCUCCUUCCCCUUCUCACCUCCCUGCUAAGUUUCCCUCUUGCUCCCGAGCUCAAAGGCGCGCUUCUACGGGCGCUAGCCCCCUUUGCGGCCCUCCCCGACGGCAUGGCGCGGCAGCUCUGGGAGCACAUAGAGAUGCUGGGCAUGGUGCCUCGGCAAGGGAAAAAAGAGGGGUUGCGGUUCGAGUUGGAAGACGUGGAAAGCAAAAUGGGGCUCUUCCCCAUCACCGAGGGAUUCUUGCUCUUGCUGGUCGCCUUGUUGCGGGCAGACAUGCCCUUUGAUCUGGGGGCGGCACGAGGCCGACAAGACGGAGUCUGGCCGUACGUGGAGUACCUGAUCGAAGACAUCCUCCUUCCCCUCCCUGCUCGGCAGUUCCUGUACCCCGCGCAAAAAUGGAAGAUUUUGAGUCUGGGACUGAGGGUGUUGAUCUUGGUCUUGGAGCGUUACCCCUUGGAGCCCGACGAGGAGCGGCUGCGGCUUUUGCACGUCGACAGCCGGCAACGUCGGGAGAUGCAUUGGCAGGCGCAACGGGACAUGGACCCGCAGGUCGGUCACAGCCCUUCGAUAGGUUUCCAUGUCUUGAUGCGCCUGCUGGGAAGCAGUACAGGGGCGGGGGGAGGGGUUCCCUCAGGCAAUGGAGGCCUGUUAGGCUUGGUCCUGGAUGUUGUCGCGGCAGCGGAUCUGAGUGCAGCCCCAAUGCCUGGAAGCUACAGCGGCAGCACGCCGUUGGGAGAACAGCCGCGGGUCGAUAUGAACGGCCUCCCUCUGAUUCAGUACCCGACCAAUACCACGGAAAGAAGCUCGGGAGACGCGUGCCCGCCGGGGCCGUGGCGGUUGGAGAAGCAGAACAGGUUGCGAGAGGCACAGGCGUGGGACGAAGCCGUGCUGGUGUUUGAUGACGAAGAGGGACUUAUGGGGAGGGGCGGGCGUGGGGACAGGAGAGGGGAGAGCAGGGAUGGGGGGGAAGGCACGAGUUGGAGGGCCGCAGGUCUGGGGGGAAAGGACGACGAAGUGUCCCGGGAGGAGGACGCGGUGUGCGUGGCGUUCGAGCUCUUGAACAACGUGCUCUGCAAGGAUGUGGAAUUCAAGCGACUCCACACCACCCUGGUCGAACACCCGUUUUUUGAGGGGGCCCAGGUGGCCACUUUGAACGAAAUCGUCGCGCGUGGAUAUGCCGACGGGGCGCUGGGGGUGGGGAUGGGCCGGGGCGCCGAGGGACGACGGGGGCGAAAAAUCGCCACCAUCUCCUCCUCCGCUUCCCCGUCCGCCUCCAUCCUUGCCCAAGGCCUCUUCCUUCCCCUCCUCGCCCAGUACUCCGCCUACGACGUUCAUCCCCCCCUCCGUCUUCAGGCCAGCCUCUGUCUCCGCACUCUGAUGGCCCGCGUCCCGCAGCCCCAGGACCUCCUCGACAUGUUCCGACCCCUGCCAGCCCUGGGUGCGCCGGGCACUGGGACCGGGAGGGAGGGAGGGGAGGAGGACGGGCACCGUCAGUGGGCGGUGGACGCGGUCUUGAAGUCCCUGUGCUACACGGGGGAGAUCCUGCCUAUGGAGGGCUCGGCGCUGGUGGAGCUCACCAACCUGCCGCGCGCCAUGACCCUGCUAUCCAAGCUGGGUGGUGCCCAAGCCUUGACUGGGGGCCAGGUGGACCGAUGGGUGCAUUUUGUCGUCCUGGACCUUCUGCUAAAGAAUCUCCUUCCCUAUCGUGCCACCGUCUCCCACCUCUUCCUCGGUUACCUGAUCGACGAGGGCACCGGCCCCCUCAGCCUCCCCGCCUCCUCCUCCUCCUUUCCCUCCGCGUCCGCCUCGCUGGACUUCGGACUCCAACGCAUCCUCCGCAACCUGUCUGCGCCCUUUUUUCACACGCUUGCCCCCUUGCUAGCGGAAGGAGCCUUCGAGCUCGUCUACCGCCUCUGCCAAUCGCCCAAAACCCGGCAAGCUACCCUCACCUACCUGCUGCAGGACGGCGUGGACUUUUUCCACCACCAGUUCCACCUCCUCACCCGCCGCCCCUUCCCGUCCCCGCCCGCGUCCCCUUCCCCUUCCUCCUUCCUCUCCCCCCUUCCUGGAGCUCGACGGCGGUCCUCCCUCCGCUCUCACCAGCUCGGAGAAGGAGCCCCAGAAUCCCUCGGUCGCUACCUGCAAGCGCAUCUCUCCUAUUCCUCUUCCCUCCAGAUGUGGGCAUGGUUCCUCAAGUCCAUGGCCCUCCUCCUCUUUCACGCCCAGCACCUUGGCACCCAUUCGCGUUCCCGUCGCCUGCUCUCCCUCCUCCUCUCCUCCCCUCCCCCCACCUGCUUGCCCGGAGGCCAGUCUGGAGAUGGGGACCAAGACUCCGAAGCCCAGACUUGCACGCUCACGUGGCUUUUGCAGCAGCUCCAGCUGGCUCACCAGGGCGAGGUGCCCCAGCCACCCACGGAAGAGAUGCGCGCUGUGGCCGAAAGGUGUUCCAUCCCCCUCCCAGGUCUGUCGGGGCAGGGGAGGGUGUUUCGCGGGAUUCAGGAAGACUUUUUUUUGCACGAGGUGCGGCUGGCCUUGGGCACUUCGCAGGUGGCAAUGGGACCAGGGACUGGGGAGGGGAUGGGAGAAAUGGGGAUGGAAAUGGGAGGAGCAGGCAUCGGUGCCAGCGCCGAGAAGGGCAGGAUCGGCGGGAUGAGGUCUCCGGCCGGCACGAAUAUCAUGGUGGGUGGGCCGCCGGAAGCUACCCUCCACAGUCUUCGGGUCGCCUCGGAUUACUGCUUGCGGUACAACCAUUUCUUGCUCCGACAGGCUGCGGAGUAUCACGUUUGUGUUGCCUGGAAACGGCUCGCGGAAGCCGUCGUGAGGGAAAGCCGCGAGAGCCCCUUGCUCCCCCACAUCCAGGGGCCACUCGCAUCGACACCCUCCUCUCCGCCGCAGGCAUUUAGCCUCCUCCUGACCCUUUUAUCGCAGGCCGUGAAUAAACUUGCCCAGCAUCCUCAGGGUGACGUGAAGGCGCUCGAGCAGAUCUCGACUGUCAUCCUGGUUAGCGUCGAUGCCGUAUGGAGAUACGCGAUGAACCGAACGGGCGGACUUUCCCUGACUGUCCUCUCCCUCGACGAGGGCCAACGGAUCCUCCAACUGCUGCUCCAAGCCUUGCUUUGCGCCCUCGGGGGCCAGGAGGGUGAACCGGGACGAUUGACGCAACAGAAACUGCGCGCGCAAGGGUAUUGCUCCAUUAUCUUAUACCUACGGGCCACUACAGUGUGGCCCCUGCCAGCUGCUGAGGCUUCCAUGGGGGGCGAAAGGUCGUCCGUGCCCAUGCUGACAGCGGGAGAGGGCGAUCGAGAUGCCUCGCGGUCCACGUCCUGGGACCCUACAGACAAGGGUCUUCGGGUGGCCCGACAGGACAAAAACGCGGAGGCGCUCACUGCCCCACGGUUUUUCCGCCCUUUGCUCCAAGUCUUGGCCGAGGAUGCUACGUUUACGCCCUCCCUGGGCAAAGCCCGGAGUCGUUACCAAGCCUGCGCCGCGUCCUGUCUGGGGUUGGUCUUGGAGACGUUGGUGAACUCCUCCGCCGCAUCCGCGUCCGCUAGCCAGGGGGUAUACCUGCCCUUGGGCGUGGCGCCCCAGAUAGGAAAAUAUGACUCGGCCAUUCGGGAGGCUGUGGAAUACCUCCCACGGCUUUUGGAAGGUCUCAACGCGCAAUAUUGCAUGGAAAGAGAAACAAGGCGAGGCAGCAGGGACCUUGUCUUCGAACCGGUGCUUCAGGGUGCCUAUGUGGGCGGGAAGGAGCUGUAUCCUCCUCCUGCACUGCCUUCGCCCGGUUGGGCCGUGCUGACCUCACGAAAGAUCCCGAUUGAAGGCAACGGCGGAUCAACUGGAAAGCCCGUGGGUGCAAGGAACACGGCGGACGGCUCAGGUGAUCUCUAUGAGGAGCGCCCCUGGGACGCUACCUUUCGCUUCUACCUAACGCUGCUGACACAAGCGGUUUCGGAUGCCCGGGGCGCACAAAUAUUACUGGAGCGUGGGGUGCUCGACUCAUUGAGUGGCAUGCGUUUCCUGGCCAUGCUCGAAGACGUGGAUGGCCCCAGUGUGGAGGGCAUGGGCCGGAGGAAAGAGGAAUUGCUCGACAAUCUAGGUAGUGUCCUCAGGCUGCUGCAGACUAUGAUGAGCAAGUUGCCCUUGCAUGUCGACCUGUGUCCCCAAGUGGAGAAAUUUCUUCGCCGGCACUCCCGCGUGCUCAUGCAGUUCAUGGAAGCGAGGCAGCAGGAUUUGGGCGGCUUGGAGGAACUGGGAGUAAUGGUCGGGCUCUUGGCGCAGACGGUGGGUGUCAAGGGCAGUGGAGUCUUGGGAUACGGAGCCCCACCGUCCCUGUCCUCGUCCCAGGACGAAUACCGACGUCUGAUCAACGAUCUAUUCGAACGCUUUGGUGUCGAGCUCCUCCCACCUUUGGCGGUGCGGUUCCACGUGCGCGCGCCUGCCCAAGGAUGGUGGGCUGUCGUGGAAGAUGUAGACGACCACGCCAUACCCUGCGAGCCACCGCAUGGAGCAAGCCCUCAAUAUUCCUGGCGCGUCUCCGACGCCUUCAAACUCCUUGUCAGUCAGGUCCUCCUAGUGCAUCUGACCACUUACAUGCGUCGCCGUCUACGGAAAUCCCGGUACCCCAACGUGCGGGUGGAAAUCGUCUUGGUCGCGCUGCGCAUGUCUCUCUCUCUCUUGGUUGCGCAAGGGAACGGGCCUUCUCCUCCUAUACCCUCCAUCAAGGACGUCUUUCGAGGGGGAUUUACCGCCGUGGCCGCCUCAGUGGCGCCCGUCGGGCAGCGAGUCCCCUGGGACUACGCGUACCUGCGGACCAGCCUGCGAUAUAUAUUCGAAAAUCUCGUGGACAUUCUCUACCAUCUUGUCUGCUACCGCGUGGAAUUGGACCCAGACUUCCCUCGGGAACAGGUGCACACCGAGUUACUCAAGGCCUUGCAGGGUCAGGAGGAGUGGCUAGAGAGGCAGACGGACGCUGCGGGUGGUAUGGGGUAUGGGAGCAAGUGGUCCCACUUGAAAAUGACUCUGGAUGCCAUUCAGGACAAGCUGAGGGUGUAG
Molecule: messenger RNA, 7257 nt
Organism: Nannochloropsis gaditana CCMP526
Product: nucleoporin 205-like protein
Exons: 2
Coding region: 1-7257 (2418 amino acids)
Cellular component (GO): nuclear pore
Source: RefSeq, a predicted model, not a curated record